Messenger RNA from Protopolystoma xenopodis, 501 nucleotides. Lineage: Eukaryota; Metazoa; Platyhelminthes; Monogenea; Polystomatidea; Polystomatidae. The record is from the annotation of a GenBank genome assembly.
UCAAAUGAGAACGACUGUACAUUUCCGUCGGCAGAUCGACAGGUUGGCCGGCCUGUUGCCUGCCCAACCGACCCAGUCUCGGUCUCGACGUCCGAAAAGCCGCCCGACCACCCCUCGUGCCCCGAAUUGAGCUCCUCCCUGCUGGCCCUCCACGUGCGAUAUGGCCACCAUUUGGCCCCGGCCUCGGACCACCAUUGCCCACCUCCCCCUCACCCUUCAUCUCGACCACCCCCCACCCAUCCCCCCACCUCUUCGGUACCAACUUCUCCGACUCUUGGGCUGGGGCUCUCAUGGCUUCAGGACGAGGCAGACGCGCAGAGACAGCGACGAGGACACCUGCAAAUUGACAGUCACACGCAUGCAUUAACGCAAACGGAGACAUGCGAUGCCUGGAGAAACUUGGUUGAGUGUGCCGUCGAAAAGGACGAUGGUGAAAGAGACGAACAAACCGGUGCAAGGCAAAAUAUGCAAAAGCAAAACAUUAAAACCUUGCAUGAAUGA